UGGGUUAUAACAAAAUUGUCAUUUUGUAUUUCUUCUUCAACAACAACAAUAAAGUAGACUUUGAGAUAACAGAUGCAAUGAAAUAAGUGUUUUUUGUUUGCUUUGCAAUUAUUUAGUCUAAUAGAAUAUUUUAAUAAUUAAGCAAAACUAGAAUUAUGUGGUACUUCAAGAAAAUUAAUACAAAAGUCAUAAGAUCGGCAUUACGUAGUUUUUCAUCAAUAAAGGAAAACUUUGUGAAUACCGAAAUAGAUAACAAAACUGGAAUUGCCAUUGUAAAAUUGCAAAGAAAACCAGUGAAUGCUCUAAAUUUGCAAUUGUUGCAAGAGCUUAGGCAAACAAUAAAAAACAUAGAGGAACAAAAAUGUCAUGGUUUAAUUUUGACAUCGAACAUUAAUGGAAUCUUUUCAUCUGGUUUGGAUUUAAAAGAAUUGCAUAAACCUCAGCUGGAAAGGCUAGAACAAGUUUAUGCUGCUUUACGCGAUGCAGCUUUAACAUUAUACAGUAGCCCUCUUACCACGGCGGCUUUAAUAAAUGGUCACUCACCCGCCGGUGGUUGUGUUUUAAGCAUUUGUUGUGAUUUUCGAGUCAUGUUGCCUAGUUUUAGCAUUGGUUUAAAUGAGACCCAAGUAGGCAUUGCACCGCCUAGAUUUGUAGAAGCGUUAUUUUGUAAUAUUGUAUCAAAACGUACAGCUGAAUUGGCUUUAAUCCAGGGUAAAAUGUUUAGCACUAAAGAAGCUUUUGAUAUGGGUUUGGUCGAUGCUAUAGCUGAAAGCAAAGAGGAAGGUCUUGAUGAAUGUGAAAAUUUUAUAGCUUCGUUAAAAGAUGUUAAUCAACGGGCUAGGAUACUUACUAAACUACAAUUUCGAAAAUCAGUUCUAGAAGUAUUCGAAGAGGAAAGAGUUGCAAAGAAAAGUGAAUUUGUUUCUCGUGUAAUGGAAGCAGAUUUUCAGCUGCAGCUGGAUAAAUAUCUUGAAAGUUUAAAGAAAAAACGGAAAUAAAAUUAAUGUUAAAAAAUGCUUUUUUGUGCAAAUAAAAUUUUAACAGAUUAGAA
Molecule: messenger RNA, 1051 nt
Organism: Lucilia cuprina (Australian sheep blowfly)
Lineage: Eukaryota; Metazoa; Arthropoda; Insecta; Diptera; Calliphoridae
Product: enoyl-CoA delta isomerase 1, mitochondrial-like
Exons: 3
Coding region: 156-998 (280 amino acids)
Biological process (GO): fatty acid beta-oxidation
Cellular component (GO): mitochondrion
Molecular function (GO): enoyl-CoA hydratase activity
Source: RefSeq, a predicted model, not a curated record